Leishmania major strain Friedlin is the source of this 8931-nucleotide messenger RNA. Its product is annotated as putative kinesin K39. Gene Ontology annotation, biological process: microtubule-based movement. Bases 1 to 8931 code for a protein of 2976 amino acids. The transcript has a single exon. Lineage: Eukaryota; Euglenozoa; Kinetoplastea; Trypanosomatida; Trypanosomatidae. Gene Ontology annotation, molecular function: microtubule binding; microtubule motor activity; ATP binding. The record is from RefSeq and is a predicted model, not a curated record.
AUGUGCAACCGAAGCCGAAAGGAAAUAUCAGGAGAAGAGGCGAGAAUAUUUCAGUUCGACCACGUGUUCUGGUCUGUGGAGACGCCGGACGCGUGCGGCGCGACCCCUGCGACGCAGGCAGACGUAUUCCGAACGAUCGGGUACCCGCUGGUGCAGCACGCGUUCGAUGGGUUCAACUCGUGCUUGUUUGCGUACGGGCAGACAGGGAGCGGGAAGACGUACACGAUGAUGGGUGCGGACGUGAGCGCGCUUGGCGGUGAGGGCAGCGGCGUGACGCCGCGGAUCUGCCUGGAGAUCUUUGCGCGGAAGGCGAGCGUGGAGGCGCAGGGGCACUCGCGGUGGAUCGUGGAGCUCGGGUACGUGGAAGUGUACAACGAGCGCGUGUCGGACCUGCUUGGGAAGCGGAAGAAGGGCGUGAAGGGCGGCAGCGAGGAGGUGCACGUGGACGUGCGCGAGCACCCGAGCCGCGGCGUGUUCCUGGAGGGUCAGCGGCUGGUGGAGGUUGGGAGCUUGGACGAUGUUGUGCGGCUGAUCGAGGUCGGCAACGGCGUGCGGCACACCGCUGCGACGAAGAUGAACGACCGGAGCAGCCGGAGCCACGCGAUCAUCAUGCUGCUGCUGCGCGAGGAGCGGACGAUGACGACGAAGAGCGGGGAGACGAUCCGUACUGCCGGCAAGAGCAGCCGCAUGAAUCUUGUGGACCUUGCGGGGUCUGAGCGCGUGGCGCAGUCGCAGGUGGAGGGGCAGCAGUUCAAGGAGGCAACGCACAUCAACCUGUCUCUGACGACGCUCGGGCGCGUGAUCGACGUGCUCGCGGACAUGGCGAAGAAGGGUGCGAAGGCGCAGUACAGCGUUGCGCCGUUCCGCGACUCGAAGCUGACGUUCAUCCUGAAGGACUCGCUUGGCGGGAACUCGAAGACGUUCAUGAUUGCGACUGUGAGCCCGAGCGCGCUGAACUACGAGGAGACGCUGAGCACGCUGCGGUACGCGUCGCGCGCGCGCGACAUUGUGAAUGUUGCGCAGGUGAACGAGGACCCGCGCGCACGGCGGAUCCGCGAGCUGGAGGAGCAGAUGGAGGACAUGCGGCAGGCGAUGGCUGGCGGCGAUCCCGCGUACGUCUCUGAGCUGGAGGAGAAGCUUGCGCUGCUGGAGUCGGAGGCGCAGAAGCGUGCGGCGGACCUGCAGGCGCUAGAGCGGGAGCGGGAGAAGAAUGAAAUCCGCGACUUGAUGCUUAAAGCGACGGAGGCGGAAAGACUUGAGCUGCUGGAAAGGGCGGAUGCACUGGAGCAGGAAGUAGCUGAUAGUCGUGCUCAGGCCGAACGGAUGGAGCUGGAGAACAAGCGGAUGCUUGCUCUUCAGCGCGAGAAAGAGGCUCUCCUGCGUGCUCGCGAGGCGUCACUGGAAAAACACUGUCAAGAGAUGCGCCGGCGAGAGUGCUCUAUGGCGCAUCACAGAGAUGAGUGGCAAGUUACCAUCGAGGAGGAGCGGUGGCAGCAGAAGACGGUGCUCGUACAGCUAAUGGAAGCGGAUGCACGCAACUUUCACAUGGGCAGCUUUCUAGAAGCCUACGUGUCGGAGGUGCGUCAGUGUUGGUGCGCGACGUUGAACAGCGCCCUUCUACAAUGCCGUCAGGGGGCGGAUGCAUCCAAAGCGAGAGUGGACCGGCUGACUGCAAUAUCUUGCGAGCUUCAGUCUCAGUUGGCGGACCUUAAAAAUGAGCUGCGAGAGGCACAUAAGGCGCUGGCUGAGGCUCAGGCGAAGGCGGCGCAGCUAUCCACGGACGCCACUGCAGCAGCGACGCAAUACACUACUCAACUCACCGACGCGAACAAGCAGCUCCAUCAGCUACGGCAAGAUUUGGAAGAUGCUGCUCGAGAAAACAACACUCUUCGCACUCAGCUUGACGAAACCACGAAAAAUCUCGACACUGAGCAUGCUGCCAUGACGGAAUCAAAGCAGAGUGCUGAUGAGCUACGUCGCCAAGUGGACAGCGCCGCUGCCGCCGCCGCUCAGUUGCAGGCUGAAAACCGCGCGAGCGACGCCGCGCUAAAGGUCGCCACCGACGAGAACGCGAUGCUCACCGGUCGCCUAACACAGCUGCUGGACGAACAAAAACUCCUCUGUGAAUCACUCCAGAGGCAGCAGGAGGCGGCGGCUGAGCUCGCACGCUUCGACGAGCGCUGGUCCUUUCCGGACCUCCACGAUGCAACCACGACCUCAACACAUAUGAAGGAGUUCCCGCAUCAGGAGUGGAGUAUCGUAGUGCAAAACAAAUCGCAAGAGCUCCACCGAGUCUUUCGCGACGAAGCCGCCCUUGCGUGUCGCGUUCGCCCACGUCACAUCACCAAUCUCCAUUUUGAGCUCGGCAGCCUUCGCGCAACGUUCACCGUUCAACACUCCCAAACCAUCUCUGCAAAAGACAUCGAGCACCGGUUGAAUAACUACCAAUUCCGAGCAAUGCAAGAACUCUAUGAUCAGCGCCACAAGCCUCCCGACGGACUCGAUGCCCUCGCCUUGGAGAACGCCAGACUCCAAACCGACCGCGACAAAGACCGCCGCGACAUUAUCGAAGCGCACGCGGAGAAGGAGCGUCUGCAGAGCGAGCUGGAGGAGAAGGGCUCGGAGGCGGAGGCCGCCAAGGCGGACAACGAGGCGCUGCGCGGCGAGCUGGAGGAGGCGCACGCGGAGAAGGAGCGUCUGCAGGGCGAGCUGGAGGAGAAGGGCUCGGAGGCGGAGGCCGCCAAGGCGGACAACGAGGCGCUGCGCGGCGAGCUGGAGGAGGCGCACGCGGAGAAGGAGCGUCUGCAGAGCGAGCUGGAGGAGAAGGGCUCGGAGGCGGAGGCCGCCAAGGCGGACAACGAGGCGCUGCGCGGCGAGCUGGAGGAGGCGCACGCGGAGAAGGAGCGUCUGCAGGGCGAGCUGGAGGAGAAGGGCUCGGAGGCGGAGGCCGCCCAGGCGGACAACGAGACGCUGCGCGGCGAGCUGGAGGAGGCGCACGCGGAGAAGGAGCGUCUGCAGGGCGAGCUGGAGGAGAAGGGCUCGGAGGCGGAGGCCGCCAAGGCGGACAACGAGACGCUGCGCGGCGAGCUGGAGGAGGCGCACGCGGAGAAGGAGCGUCUGCAGAGCGAGCUGGAGGAGAAGGGCUCGGAGGCGGAGGCCGCCAAGGCGGACAACGAGACUCUGCGCGGCGAGCUGGAGGAGGCGCACGCGGAGAAGGAGCGUCUGCAGAGCGAGCUGGAGGAGAAGGGCUCGGAGGCGGAGGCCGCCAAGGCGGACAACGAGGCGCUGCGCGGCGAGCUGGAGGAGGCGCACGCGGAGAAGGAGCGUCUGCAGAGCGAGCUGGAGGAGAAGGGCUCGGAGGCGGAGGCCGCCAAGGCGGACAACGAGGCGCUGCGCGGCGAGCUGGAGGAGGCGCACGCGGAGAAGGAGCGUCUGCAGGGCGAGCUGGAGGAGAAGGGCUCGGAGGCGGAGGCCGCCAAGGCGGACAACGAGGCGCUGCGCGGCGAGCUGGAGGAGGCGCACGCGGAGAAGGAGCGUCUGCAGGGCGAGCUGGAGGAGAAGGGCUCGGAGGCGGAGGCCGCCCAGGCGGACAACGAGACGCUGCGCGGCGAGCUGGAGGAGGCGCACGCGGAGAAGGAGCGUCUGCAGAGCGAGCUGGAGGAGAAGGGCUCGGAGGCGGAGGCCGCCCAGGCGGACAACGAGGCGCUGCGCGGCGAGCUGGAGGAGGCGCACGCGGAGAAGGAGCGUCUGCAGGGCGAGCUGGAGGAAAAGGGCUCGGAGGCGGAGGCCGCCAAGGCGGACAACGAGACGCUGCGCGGCGAGCUGGAGGAGGCGCACGCGGAGAAGGAGCGUCUGCAGGGCGAGCUGGAGGAGAAGGGCUCGGAGGCGGAGGCCGCCAAGGCGGACAACGAGACGCUGCGCGGCGAGCUGGAGGAGGCGCACGCGGAGAAGGAGCGUCUGCAGAGCGAGCUGGAGGAGAAGGGCUCGGAGGCGGAGGCCGCCAAGGCGGACAACGAGACGCUGCGCGGCGAGCUGGAGGAGGCGCACGCGGAGAAGGAGCGUCUGCAGAGCGAGCUGGAGGAGAAGGGCUCGGAGGCGGAGGCCGCCCAGGCGGACAACGAGACGCUGCGCGGCGAGCUGGAGGAGGCGCACGCGGAGAAGGAGCGUCUGCAGAGCGAGCUGGAGGAGGCGCACGCGGAGAAGGAGCGUCUGCAGAGCGAGCUGGAGGAGGCGCACGCGGAGAAGGAGCGUCUGCAGAGCGAGCUGGAGGAGAAGGGCUCGGAGGCGGAGGCCGCCAAGGCGGACAACGAGACGCUGCGCGGCGAGCUGGAGGAGGCGCACGCGGAGAAGGAGCGUCUGCAGAGCGAGCUGGAGGAGAAGGGCUCGGAGGCGGAGGCCGCCAAGGCGGACAACGAGGCGCUGCGCGGCGAGCUGGAGGAGGCGCACGCGGAGAAGGAGCGUCUGCAGAGCGAGCUGGAGGAGAAGGGCUCGGAGGCGGAGGCCGCCCAGGCGGACAACGAGACGCUGCGCGGCGAGCUGGAGGAGGCGCACGCGGAGAAGGAGCGUCUGCAGAGCGAGCUGGAGGAGGCGCACGCGGAGAAGGAGCGUCUGCAGGGCGAGCUGGAGGAGGCGCACGCGGAGAAGGAGCGUCUGCAGAGCGAGCUGGAGGAGAAGGGCUCGGAGGCGGAGGCCGCCCAGGCGGACAACGAGACGCUGCGCGGCGAGCUGGAGGAGGCGCACGCGGAGAAGGAGCGUCUGCAGAGCGAGCUGGAGGAGGCGCACGCGGAGAAGGAGCGUCUGCAGGGCGAGCUGGAGGAGAAGGGCUCGGAGGCGGAGGCCGCCAAGGCGGACAACGAGACGCUGCGCGGCGAGCUGGAGGAGGCGCACGCGGAGAAGGAGCGUCUGCAGGGCGAGCUGGAGGAGAAGGGCUCGGAGGCGGAGGCCGCCAAGGCGGACAACGAGACGCUGCGCGGCGAGCUGGAGGAGGCGCACGCGGAGAAGGAGCGUCUGCAGAGCGAGCUGGAGGAGAAGGGCUCGGAGGCGGAGGCCGCCCAGGCGGACAACGAGACGCUGCGCGGCGAGCUGGAGGAGGCGCACGCGGAGAAGGAGCGUCUGCAGAGCGAGCUGGAGGAGAAGGGCUCGGAGGCGGAGGCCGCCCAGGCGGACAACGAGGCGCUGCGCGGCGAGCUGGAGGAGGCGCACGCGGAGAAGGAGCGUCUGCAGAGCGAGCUGGAGGAGAAGGGCUCGGAGGCGGAGGCCGCCCAGGCGGACAACGAGGCGCUGCGCGGCGAGCUGGAGGAGGCGCACGCGGAGAAGGAGCGUCUGCAGAGCGAGCUGGAGGAGAAGGGCUCGGAGGCGGAGGCCGCCCAGGCGGACAACGAGACGCUGCGCGGCGAGCUGAGGGAGGCGCACGCGGAGAAGGAGCGUCUGCAGAGCGAGCUGGAGGAGAAGGGCUCGGAGGCGGAGGCCGCCCAGGCGGACAACGAGACGCUGCGCGGCGAGCUGGAGGAGGCGCACGCGGAGAAGGAGCGUCUGCAGGGCGAGCUGGAGGAGAAGGGCUCGGAGGCGGAGGCCGCCAAGGCGGACAACGAGACGCUGCGCGGCGAGCUGGAGGAGGCGCACGCGGAGAAGGAGCGUCUGCAGAGCGAGCUGGAGGAGAAGGGCUCGGAGGCGGAGGCCGCCAAGGCGGACAACGAGGCGCUGCGCGGCGAGCUGGAGGAGGCGCACGCGGAGAAGGAGCGUCUGCAGAGCGAGCUGGAGGAGAAGGGCUCGGAGGCGGAGGCCGCCCAGGCGGACAACGAGACGCUGCGCGGCGAGCUGGAGGAGGCGCACGCGGAGAAGGAGCGUCUGCAGAGCGAGCUGGAGGAGGCGCACGCGGAGAAGGAGCGUCUGCAGGGCGAGCUGGAGGAGGCGCACGCGGAGAAGGAGCGUCUGCAGAGCGAGCUGGAGGAGAAGGGCUCGGAGGCGGAGGCCGCCCAGGCGGACAACGAGACGCUGCGCGGCGAGCUGGAGGAGGCGCACGCGGAGAAGGAGCGUCUGCAGAGCGAGCUGGAGGAGAAGGGCUCGGAGGCGGAGGCCGCCAAGGCGGACAACGAGACGCUGCGCGGCGAGCUGGAGGAGGCGCACGCGGAGAAGGAGCGUCUGCAGAGCGAGCUGGAGGAGAAGGGCUCGGAGGCGGAGGCCGCCCAGGCGGACAACGAGACGCUGCGCGGCGAGCUGGAGGAGGCGCACGCGGAGAAGGAGCGUCUGCAGAGCGAGCUGGAGGAGAAGGGCUCGGAGGCGGAGGCCGCCCAGGCGGACAACGAGACGCUGCGCGGCGAGCUGGAGGAGGCGCACGCGGAGAAGGAGCGUCUGCAGGGCGAGCUGGAGGAGAAGGGCUCGGAGGCGGAGGCCGCCAAGGCGGACAACGAGACGCUGCGCGGCGAGCUGGAGGAGGCGCACGCGGAGAAGGAGCGUCUGCAGAGCGAGCUGGAGGAGAAGGGCUCGGAGGCGGAGGCCGCCAAGGCGGACAACGAGGCGCUGCGCGGCGAGCUGGAGGAGGCGCACGCGGAGAAGGAGCGUCUGCAGAGCGAGCUGGAGGAGAAGGGCUCGGAGGCGGAGGCCGCCCAGGCGGACAACGAGACGCUGCGCGGCGAGCUGGAGGAGGCGCACGCGGAGAAGGAGCGUCUGCAGAGCGAGCUGGAGGAGGCGCACGCGGAGAAGGAGCGUCUGCAGGGCGAGCUGGAGGAGGCGCACGCGGAGAAGGAGCGUCUGCAGAGCGAGCUGGAGGAGAAGGGCUCGGAGGCGGAGGCCGCCCAGGCGGACAACGAGACGCUGCGCGGCGAGCUGGAGGAGGCGCACGCGGAGAAGGAGCGUCUGCAGAGCGAGCUGGAGGAGAAGGGCUCGGAGGCGGAGGCCGCCCAGGCGGACAACGAGGCGCUGCGCGGCGAGCUGGAGGAGGCGCACGCGGAGAAGGAGCGUCUGCAGAGCGAGCUGGAGGAGAAGGGCUCGGAGGCGGAGGCCGCCCAGGCGGACAACGAGGCGCUGCGCGGCGAGCUGGAGGAGGCGCACGCGGAGAAGGAGCGUCUGCAGAGCGAGCUGGAGGAGAAGGGCUCGGAGGCGGAGGCCGCCAAGGCGGACAACGAGGCGCUGCGCGGCGAGCUGGAGGAGGCGCACGCGGAGAAGGAGCGUCUGCAGAGCGAGCUGGAGGAGAAGGGCUCGGAGGCGGAGGCCGCCCAGGCGGACAACGAGGCGCUGCGCGGCGAGCUGGAGGAGGCGCACGCGGAGAAGGAGCGUCUGCAGGGCGAGCUGGAGGAGAAGGGCUCGGAGGCGGAGGCCGCCCAGGCGGACAACGAGCGCUGCGCGGCGAGCUGGAGGAGGCGCACGCGGAGAAGGAGCGUCUGCAGGGCGAGCUGGAGGAGGCGCACGCGGAGAAGGAGCGUCUGCAGGGCGAGCUGGAGGAGAAGGGCUCGGAGGCGGAGGCCGCCAAGGCGGACAACGAGGCGCUGCGCGGCGAGCUGGAGGAGGCGCACGCGGAGAAGGAGCGUCUGCAGAGCGAGCUGGAGGAGAAGGGCUCGGAGGCGGAGGCCGCCAAGGCGGACAACGAGGCGCUGCGCGGCGAGCUGGAGGAGGCGCACGCGGAGAAGGAGCGUCUGCAGGGCGAGCUGGAGGAGAAGGGCUCGGAGGCGGAGGCCGCCCAGGCGGACAACGAGACGCUGCGCGGCGAGCUGGAGGAGGCGCACGCGGAGAAGGAGCGUCUGCAGGGCGAGCUGGAGGAGAAGGGCUCGGAGGCGGAGGCCGCCAAGGCGGACAACGAGACGCUGCGCGGCGAGCUGGAGGAGGCGCACGCGGAGAAGGAGCGUCUGCAGAGCGAGCUGGAGGAGAAGGGCUCGGAGGCGGAGGCCGCCAAGGCGGACAACGAGACUCUGCGCGGCGAGCUGGAGGAGGCGCACGCGGAGAAGGAGCGUCUGCAGAGCGAGCUGGAGGAGAAGGGCUCGGAGGCGGAGGCCGCCAAGGCGGACAACGAGGCGCUGCGCGGCGAGCUGGAGGAGGCGCACGCGGAGAAGGAGCGUCUGCAGAGCGAGCUGGAGGAGAAGGGCUCGGAGGCGGAGGCCGCCAAGGCGGACAACGAGGCGCUGCGCGGCGAGCUGGAGGAGGCGCACGCGGAGAAGGAGCGUCUGCAGAGCGAGCUGGAGGAGAAGGGCUCGGAGGCGGAGGCCGCCCAGGCGGACAACGAGGCGCUGCGCGGCGAGCUGGAGGAGGCGCACGCGGAGAAGGAGCGUCUGCAGAGCGAGCUGGAGGAGAAGGGCUCGGAGGCGGAGGCCGCCCAGGCGGACAACGAGACGCUGCGCGGCGAGCUGGAGGAGGCGCACGCGGAGAAGGAGCGUCUGCAGAGCGAGCUGGAGGAGAAGGGCUCGGAGGCGGAGGCCGCCAAGGCGGACAACGAGGCGCUGCGCGGCGAGCUGGAGGAGGCGCACGCGGAGAAGGAGCGUCUGCAGAGCGAGCUGGAGGAGAAGGGCUCGGAGGCGGAGGCCGCCAAGGCGGACAACGAGACGCUGCGCGGCGAGCUGGAGGAGGCGCACGCGGAGAAGGAGCGUCUGCAGAGCGAGCUGGAGGAGAAGGGCUCGGAGGCGGAGGCCGCCAAGGCGGACAACGAGGCGCUGCGCGGCGAGCUGGAGGAGGCGCACGCGGAGAAGGAGCGUCUGCAGAGCGAGCUGGAGGAGAAGGGCUCGGAGGCGGAGGCCGCCAAGGCGGACAACGAGACUCUGCGCGGCGAGCUGGAGGAGGCGCACGCGGAGAAGGAGCGUCUGCAGAGCGAGCUGGAGGAGAAGGGCUCGGAGGCGGAGGCCGCCAAGGCGGACAACGAGGCGCUGCGCGGCGAGCUGGAGGAGGCGCACGCGGAGAAGGAGCGGGUUUUUCAAGCGUUGUCAAGGGAGGCGGGUGAUCGUAUGA